Molecule: messenger RNA, 801 nt
Organism: Eruca vesicaria subsp. sativa (arugula)
Lineage: Eukaryota; Viridiplantae; Streptophyta; Magnoliopsida; Brassicales; Brassicaceae
Source: the annotation of a GenBank genome assembly
AUGGACAAUAAAUCCGCUAUCACAGCUGAAGCAGCUCCUGUUGUGAUUGAGGCCACAAGACGUCUAGAGGAAGUUAAUAGAGAGCCGAAAGAUGAUGUAGAGAAAGAUACGAAUUAUGAGAAAAUAUCUGAAGUGAUGGAGAUAUUGCAGGGACUGGCUAAUCGUCUUCAGAAGAUCAAAGAAAAGAUGGAUUGUCGGUUUCAAAAGAUCGAAGAAAAGAUGGAUUUGUUGAUCUCAUCGAUUAGUUUAAAUAAUAAAGUUGCUGCAGCUGUUAAAACUUCCUCUGCAAAAGCCCAGGCAGAGAACAUGUAUAUGGAUGAAUCAUCUUCUGAUGAGGAACCCUUCUCGAAAAAGGCUAGAGCAAAUACCAAGAUUCCUAAAGAGGAGAGCUCAGGUGAUCAUAUUGCAGAGAUAUCUGAUGAAAAGUAUAGUGAUCACAGUUUUGGUCUUUUCGGUGGUCGUGGUCAGGAGAGUGAUGACCGUUUUGAUAUUUUUGGUGGUCCUGUUCAGGCGAGUGAUGGGCGUUUUAGUCGUUUCAGUGGCCGUGGUCGUGGUCAAGAGCGUGAUGAGCGUUUUGAUCUUUUUUCCUUUGGCCGUGGUCGUGCAAGGUUUUUUUAUGAUGGUCAGGAGAACUACGACCACUUUGGGCGUUUUCCUGGUGAUUACGGUCAGGACAGCUAUGGUCGUUUUUUCGGUGGUCCUGGUGGUGGGCGUAGUCGUGGCCGUGGUCGUGGUCUUUUUGUUGGUGGUCCUUUUGCAGGUGGUCGUUGUGGCGGUCAAGGCCACUGUGGCAUUUGUUGA